AUGCGCCACCAUCUCGCCCUCCAGGCCCUCCUCCCUCUGCUCUCCUCCCUCGCUCUCACCAAAGCUGCCCCAGCAUGCUCCAAAUCCCAAUCUACUGCUACUUCCCCGGCAGCUUCAGGGGCUGUAGCAGUCCAAGAAGACCCAAGCGGUAACGUCUAUCUCGCUACUGGCAAUGUCCAGAGUACGGCUGGUCAGGCGUCUUCUGUGAAUGCAGAGGCGGCAGCUGCUUCGGUCCCCGUUUCAUCUUUGGGCCUGCCAGCUUGGUCAUCAUCUGCUUUGCCUGCGACUUAUACGCUGCAGAGUGGUACCGAAGCAAUGGGUGCGAGUAGUGCUGCUGGGCCUGCGACUGCUGCUUCGAGCAAGACUUUUGUCGUCUCAAAGUCGGCGGCUUCGAGUGCGGCUGCUACCACCCCUUUGAGCUCUGCCGCUACCUCUGCAAAGUCUUCUGCUGCCAAGACUUCCUCUACGUCUGUAAAGACUUCUGCAGCUGCAUCUGCGAGCGCUUCGUCCAGUACCGGCAAUGCCACGACUCCAUCCUCCAAGAUGGGCGUUAGCUGGCCGAUGCAAGAGAUCCAAGCUGCGCCCGUCGCCAACUUCUUUACCGAUUCUUCUACUGUAUCGUGGUGGUUUGAUUGGAACAAGAAUUGGGAUCAAGGUAUUUUGACGGUAGAUGGGACCUCCAUCUCUGGUCAAUUCAUCCCCAUGUUGUUUGAUACGACAUUCCUUGACGAUUCGUCCACGUUGCAAGACGGUUUCACCGAGCUGAUGGGGUAUAAUGAACCGGAUCUCAAGUCGGAUACGGGUGUAUCCAACUAUAUCGACGCUGCAGUCGCUGCAGGCCUGUGGAAGACCCAAGUCGCAACCCUCCGCGCCAAAUACCCCGACAUCAAAAUUCACUCCCCCGUCAUGGCCUCCUCCCAAGACUGGCUCUCCACCUUCUUCUCCACCAUCUGCCCUUUCGCCUCCGCCUCCAACGCCUGGGAAGGGUGCGAUGCCAAGCCGGACUACGUGUCGAUGCAUCUGUAUACGACGGAUGUGGAUGAUUUCAAGACGCAGGUGAAAGAGUUUCAUGAGACGUAUGGGUUGCCGUUGGUUUUGAGUGAAUUUGCUUGUUAUAGUUUUGGGGGUGAUAGUACUUGCUCGGCAUCGGAGGCGAGCACGUUUAUGGCAGAGACGACCAAGUGGCUAGACCAACAGGACUGGGUCAUAAAGUAUGCCUGGUUUGGUGCGGUGAGGGACGCAGAGUAUCUCUAUGGCGUUUCCGAAUCGAACAGGUUGAUGGAUACUUCUGGCGCGUUGACAGCACUUGGAAAGCAAUAUACCAACGGUGGCCAGACAGCUUGA
This is a messenger RNA of Cryptococcus wingfieldii CBS 7118, 1344 nucleotides long. RefSeq lists its product as hypothetical. The record is from RefSeq and is a predicted model, not a curated record. Gene Ontology annotation, biological process: fungal-type cell wall polysaccharide metabolic process. Gene Ontology annotation, cellular component: fungal-type cell wall. Lineage: Eukaryota; Fungi; Basidiomycota; Tremellomycetes; Tremellales; Cryptococcaceae. The transcript is spliced from 7 exons. Bases 1 to 1344 code for a protein of 447 amino acids.